Messenger RNA from Aspergillus pseudonomiae, 908 nucleotides. RefSeq lists its product as uncharacterized. The transcript has a single exon. Bases 67 to 324 code for a protein of 85 amino acids. The record is from RefSeq and is a predicted model, not a curated record. NCBI's taxonomy places the organism in Eukaryota, Fungi, Ascomycota, Eurotiomycetes, Eurotiales, Aspergillaceae.
GUUCGGUCUCCAGAUCCAGUGUCUGCUAGUAGAUGGUUCACUCGCGGCUUCACUCUGCAGGAGUUGAUGGCACCUACUACAGUCAAGUUCCUGGAUGCAGAGUGGACAGAAGUUGGUACGAAAGAGAGUCUGAAAAGGGAGAUUGCUGUUUUGACAGGCAUACCAGAAGUGAUUCUCUCCGGUAAAAAGGAGCUUGACUCGAUGAGUAUCGCGCAGAGAAUGUCAUGGGCAGCACAUAGGAAGGCAUCCCGUAUUGAGGAUGGUGCAUACUGCCUGCUUGGAAUCUUUGAUAUCAACAUACCCUUGAUCUAUGGUGAAGGUUAAAAAGCUUUUAUCCGGCUUUUAAGAAGAACUUAUGCGCACUUCUGAUGACAGCAGUCUCUUCGCAUGGCGAUCGGAAGAUGAGAAUUAUGGGAGACUUUUAAUCUCUUUCCCAGAAGCCUUUGCUGAAUGUUCCAAUAUCAUUAUCUUCCAUCAAUUCGCAGUUUCUAUAGGAAAUCCGUGGAUGUCUAGUGACCGUGGUAUUCAACUAGAUCUUCCAUUCCUAGGUAUAGACCAGUCAGGGUUCGGACUUGCUAUACUUCAAUGCACCACCGCUGGAAUGGAAGACCACGUUCUUGUAAUCUAUCUCCGGGAUCCAAACCUCACUCUGAAGCAUUUCGAGAGAGUCCCGCCAGGGAAGGUUGAGUUCAUAAAAAUCGAUAAGCUUCACCCGACCCAGUUUCCCGUGCGCCGCAUUUCCGUCCGGCAAGGAGGCCGAACGAGAAUAUCAAAAAACCCGAAGGUUCCCCAAAUCAGUCACAACCCAUCAACUGCUAUUCUGGAAUAUGAUAUACCUAGAGUACAUGGUGUCUUGAGAGAAUUGCGUCAAGGUGAUCCGUGUCACUUACUAUGGGAUGCAGCAAGUG